UUAUGGACACCACAAAAAUUCUCCAAUCUUUUUACAGAAAUUGUGGAUACCACCCGCGGAAAGAGUUUUUUUUUAGGGUGGUGUCGACCACAAUUUUUACUUGGCUGAUCGCGGGUUCGAUUCUGGUGGUCAACUUUAAAGCUUAGGUUGGUGGCCAACAUCUCACGCUGCUGGACGAAUUCUCUGUCUGUUUAUCUUUACAGAGAAUACCUGAAUGAUAUGUGAUAGAGAUGCACCAGAAGCACAAUUACUGUGAGCCCUAGGGUUUCAUCAGAUCCAAUUGAUCCGAUCUUAUGAGAAAUAGGAUAUGGACUGGUACGAAGAAUUAGGGCAGAAGAAGAUGGGAGCGGCGCAGGGGUGGCUGGAGGUGCGGCUAUUCUACGUGCGAGUGAGGUGGGCGGAGGGAGCGAUGCCGCAGGUGCUGUUGCUACGCCAUGCGCAUAGGGGCGCUGGAGCGAUGCUUGAGAUCAACGGGGCCAGGGUUUCGCCCUCCGAGGGUUUUGCCUGUCUUAGCCUCCGCAGGGACAGGCUCGACAAGGACUCCGCUGAGGCUACUUACGUCAGCACGGAUAACGUUCGAACCGCUGGCACUCUGCAUUUCGAGGUUUAUAAUGGGGAUUUCUUGUUACUUUGUGGAACCCUCCACAAGGGGGCUAAGGAUGGGGUCUGGAGCAUGGAUUGCUGCUCCGCCGUGCGUCCGGGGGCUUCUAAGCAGCAACAGCAUCCUGACAAGUUUGAUUUUGCAGGACACACUCCUCCAACUUUGGAGGUUUAUGUGGCAGGAUGCUGCUCUGGAUCACCACUAAUCUUGACUAAGACUUUGCAACUUGUUCCCCGGCGUAGGCGAGGAGGGACCUUGGAUGCUAUUCCUGAGGAUGAGGAGACACAGGUUAAGAGCAUAGUUCUUAGUGACAAUUCACAUCAGAUGGUGGAGAGCAGGGAGUAUGAAGAUUUGGAUGAAAAGAUUGAGCCAAAUCUUGGUAACUUUUAUCCUGGUGGAUAUAUUGAAGGUGAGGAAGGGGAGCUUUCAUGGUUCAAUGCUGGUGUCAGAGUUGGAGUGGGAAUCGGGUUAGGAAUGUGCCUUGGAAUUGGAAUAGGUGUUGGGCUGCUCAUGCGCACAUAUCAAGCAACAACCAGGACCUUCAGGAGGCGGUUAUUCUAGUGUCAUUGUUUUCCUCUUGGUGAUGGAUAUGUGGUAUAUAUCCUUAAGCACUCAAGGUUGCAAAUAAUUUGCAUGUUUGUGUGAGUAGCCCGUGAGUAAAUAUUGCUAACAUAAGUGCUUUUGGUCAGAUGGAUGUAUUGUUCUAUGCGGGGAGUUUAUAUGCUUAUGUAUAAAUUUUGGUUUCUUCUUUAUAUUUGGAUUUCAGUCAAUAAGUUUAUUAGCGUAGUUGACAGGAACAGAAUAUUUCAAUCAAGUUAGGUAGCUUGCAUUCGUGUAUAAAUUUUGGUUCCGGUGCCAUUGUUCGACUUUGGGUUUCAAUUUUUAACCAAUAAGUGCAUGGGCCAAGUUGUGAGCAACAGCACAUUUUACUUGUAUCAGUACACUCAAAUAGCAAUAGUCUGGCUUGAUACUUAUAAAACCAAGAAGUGGCUUUGCCACAAUAUAUUCCCUUGUUUUAAAAUUUGCA
Messenger RNA from Cryptomeria japonica (Japanese cedar), 1628 nucleotides. RefSeq lists its product as uncharacterized. The transcript has 4 exons. The record is from RefSeq and is a predicted model, not a curated record. Lineage: Eukaryota; Viridiplantae; Streptophyta; Pinopsida; Cupressales; Cupressaceae. Bases 308 to 1162 code for a protein of 284 amino acids.